CUCCUGUUGCCACAGCGUCUGGUCCAAACUUCUCUCUGGCUGAUCUGGAGAGUCCCAGUUACUACAACAUCAAUCAAGUGGCUCUUGGGAGACGGUCAAUAACAUCUCCACCUUCUAGUAGUUCCACCAAAAGGCCUAAGUCACUGGAUGACAGCGAAAUGGAGAGUCCGGUAGACGAUGUGUUUUAUCCUGGGACGGGACGCUCCCCGGCAGCUGGCAGCAGCCAAUCCAGUGGUUGGCCCAAUGAUGUGGAUGCAG
This is a messenger RNA of Thamnophis sirtalis, 258 nucleotides long. The record is from RefSeq and is a predicted model, not a curated record. Lineage: Eukaryota; Metazoa; Chordata; Lepidosauria; Squamata; Natricidae.